Sphaeroforma arctica JP610 is the source of this 919-nucleotide messenger RNA. RefSeq lists its product as hypothetical. The record is from RefSeq and is a predicted model, not a curated record. NCBI's taxonomy places the organism in Eukaryota, Ichthyosporea, Ichthyophonida. The annotation marks the transcript as partial. The transcript has 7 exons. Gene Ontology annotation, biological process: exocytosis; Golgi to plasma membrane transport. Gene Ontology annotation, cellular component: cytoplasm; exocyst.
CCCACUGUCAAUUUUAGGGCCCAAACGGACCUGUUCAAGUCGGUGGUGACCGUGUGCAGCAACGAAACCACAGUCAUUCGCGAGGUGUUUGACAGUCCCAGUGUGGUAAUGCAUCGCUUCUUAGAGCGCAUCUACGAGCAGAAGCUGCAGUCACACAUUGAUGAGUCACUGGAAGCUGCCAAGCAACAGUCACUGCCAGUGUACCUCAAAGUACUAACAAAGCUACACACGAAGGCACUGAGUCUCAAAGAGGCCCUGCAGAGCAUCGACAUGUGCCAGGAGCCCACUCUGCUCACCAAGCUCACGGACAACCUCUUCUGUCUGCACCUGCCCGAAGAUGUGUAUAUCCGCAAUGAGAUCAGGUCGCUGCGGGUGUCAUAUAUUGAACAGCUCAACCAAUACUACACAUCCAUCGGUCACAUGAAGCCCACUAACAACCCGAGUACUAAUCUGAUGGGGCGGAUGUUUGAUUCGCUGACCGUGUCUAAAGAGAAUGAGGAGGUGUCAGGUGUGCCUGUGAGUUCAGAGCUUGCGCUCACCUUCAUCUACGAAAACAAGGAGGCGCUGCAACGGGCCAAGCAACUGUCACCACCCGAACAGAUUGCUGAGAAUAUAGAGCGCAUAGUGGAUCUGCUGCUCAAGUUCUUGUGUGUGCAGCAUUUGGACUAUGCCCUGGAUGUAUCGCUGUCCAAAUUGAUGAUCCAUGGGCCUAUGAGGAGUACGCCGGCCCUGGAUGUCUUUGAAACCAUCUCCAAGGUGAACUAUGUCUUCCACGUGUUAACCACGUACUUUAACACAUCUGUGGUGCCUGCGGUGGAGGGCUACUUCGCCAUCACAGCCUCAGUGACGGACGAGAAGAACGCCAUUGCACAGACGCUGCAGACAAAGAUCAAUUCAUGUCUCAUACGCUCACUAGAAG